ACCUCGGGUCUUUAGAUCGAAAAAAUCCUAUCAGGCAAUGAUAAUAUAAUUAGUGAAAGGGCCAAGCCGCAAUCCAUGCUGUGACGACAUGACUUCGAACCACGUCCACCACAGAACCUCGGUAUGGUCAUUCGGAAUUCUGCACGAUUCUAAAGCAGACAGGUGGGUAUGAGCUCAUCUGUUACAAAUCCACGGCUGGGCCCAUGAUGCAAGAUCGCAAUGGACUAUCGUGGACCCCAUAUAUAACAGGCCGGCCGAGCCCAGGGACUACGCCAGCCUCUACUGACACAUAGACAAGACCUUGUCCGUGAAACCAUUAUUCCCUUUUCUCAUAAAAAUACUAGACCAGUCAUUAAAAUGGCACCCAAGCGUCAAGAAGCUGAGCCUGUUGAUCCCAGCCCCUUGGGUCAACCCCUCCCCUUUGCCUUCAGCGGCAAGACGGCCAAGAACCGUUUCCUCAAGGCCGCCAUGACUGAGCGCCUGUCCUCGUGGGACCCCAAAAACCUCGAGGCGCGCGGUGUCCCUUCAAAAGAGCUCGUCAAUGUGUACAAACGCUGGGGUGAGGGUGACUUUGGCGUCAUCCUGACCGGCAACGUCAUGUUCGAGUAUGACCAUCUGGAGGCUGCUGGCAACCCCAUCAUCCCUCGCGGUGCUCCCUUUUCUGGUGAGAGGUUUGAGGCCUUCAAGGACUUGGCGACUGCAUCAAAAGCACACGGGAGCUUGGUCGUCGCCCAGGUCAGUCACCCUGGACGGCAAGUUACCGACACCAUUCAGCCACACCCCAUCUCCGCAAGCGAUGUCCAGCUCGAAGGUGACGUUAUGGGUAUGCGGUUUGCCAAGCCCAGGGCUAUGGAGGAAAAGGAUUUCAAAGACGUAAUUGAGGGGUUUGCCCACGCUGCAGAGUACUGCUACAAGGCCGGAUACGACGGUAUCCAGCUUCACGGCGCCCAUGGUUAUCUUUUGGCCCAGUUCCUGUCGUCAACGACAAACAAGAGGACCGACAAGUAUGGCGGUUCGGUGGAGAACCGCGCCCGCAUCAUCAUUGAGAUUGCGGAUGCCAUCCGUCAACGUGUCACCGACCCGGCCUUCAUCGUCGGCAUCAAGGUGAACAGCGUCGAGUUUCAAGAAGGCGGCUUCUCGCCGGAAGAUUGCAAGGUUCUGUGCGGUCUGCUCGAGCAGCACCGCUUCGACUUUGUGGAGCUGUCUGGCGGCACUUACCAGUCUCUCGCCUUCCAGCACAAGCGCGACUCCACGAAGAAGCGCGAAGCCUUCUUCCUCGACUUUGCCGAGCAGAUCAUUCCCGAGCUGAAGCAGACCAGGUCGUAUGUCACUGGAGGCUUGCGCACGGCCAAGGCCAUGGUCGACGCCCUCAAGACCGUGGACGGCGUUGGCCUCGCACGACCUGUUUGCAACGAAUUUGAUCUCCCCCACAAGCUCAUCACCGGAGAGGCACCGAGUGCUGUUGAUGCGCUCAUCGACGAGCAGAACUUUGGUCUCACAAAUGUCGCCGCUGGCACACAGAUCAAACUUGUUGGAAAGGACAAGCAGCCUCUCGACCUCAGUCGUGAGGACCACUUGCAGAAGUUCAACGAGUCAAUGAAGAAAUGGGGCGAGAGCAUGGCAGACAAUGCAGACCAGUCCAAGUACGGGUUCGUGGACAUUGACGGUAUUCAGCUCGAACCGUAUGGCACUGCUUAUGCCGCAGCAUAAAGGAGUUGAUAGAUGUGCUGGUCCUCCUGGGCGAGGAUGGCCAGGUCAGCCG
Molecule: messenger RNA, 1762 nt
Organism: Emericellopsis atlantica
Lineage: Eukaryota; Fungi; Ascomycota; Sordariomycetes; Hypocreales; Bionectriaceae
Exons: 5
Coding region: 358-1710 (450 amino acids)
Molecular function (GO): FMN binding; oxidoreductase activity
Source: RefSeq, a predicted model, not a curated record